AUGGAUCAGGAGAAGGAAGGCGAGGGAGAGGAGGCCGAGCGUGAUGACGCGCCCGACAGAAACCGUCACGCAGCAUGCCGAGGCUCGGCGGAAAGAGGCGCAAGGAGCCCACGACGGCCCCUCUGGGGAGCCUCUAUCCAGUGCGCCCAGUGCCUCGGCAUCGACCCUCGACGAGCCUCCGUGGGCCACCUGGCGGCAAAGAGAUCCGCGCACGAAAGCGACAAAAAACGGCACACGCGACCUCAGCCGGAGCGGCUCGGAGAAAACCGCGCACUGCGCAGUGGCCCGCCGGGCCCGGUGGCGCUGCGCGGCAGGACGCGCGCGGGGGAGGCAGGGAAGCUGGCGGCGGGCGAUGAGCGCAGGGCGAGGGGGGGCGCCUGCUGCUGA
This is a messenger RNA of Prorocentrum cordatum, 387 nucleotides long. The record is from the annotation of a GenBank genome assembly. NCBI's taxonomy places the organism in Eukaryota, Dinophyceae, Prorocentrales, Prorocentraceae.